AUGGAGGCGUGCUCGCGUGAGGAGAGCACGGGGGCUACAGCGAUGGAAGACUUCCCCCCCGGAGAGAGGGGGAGAGACGCAGCUCAGAGUGAUCCCCCAUCCAUCGCUCUGUGUCCCCCUGAGCACCAGUGCACAGUGGAUCAUUCUGAGGAGGGGCUCCUCUCUGAGGGAAGGCUGUGUGACAGCUGCAGCAGCCUGGGAAGGCCCUCCUCCUCCUGCAAGCUUUACCACCAGGUCCCACAGAUGUCCCAUUUGGAACCUUUCGACUCUCCUUUACCCAGGACAUGCCCUCACUCCAGCCAAGCGGGCACCUGCAACAGCUGCCCCAGAGGUUCCAGGGGAAACCGUGAGAAGAGGGGGGGUCAGAGUUUCAGCUCUGCCCAGUCCUCAUGUUCUGGACCAGUCCGCUGCCACUGGCUACAUAGUUCAGUUGACAGUGGACCGCACAAAACAAAACAGGCACUGACUGUCAGGUAUCACUGUUUUUACUCUGUAUAUAGUCAGUUGCUGGUUGAGCACCCAUUAGGUUUGCUGCUGGGUUGUGCUCUGCUACUCUUGGGCUUUUCUGGAGCAGCACUUCUGAUAGGCCCAUUACCAGAUUUCUCCAACCCUCUAAUGGGCUUCGAGCCACGGGGGACAUAUAUCAACCUGCGUGAGUCCAGUUUGCAACAGCUAUUGCAGAACACAGGCCCUGGCAGGACUCUGUCUUUGCUGCCACAGGCACUCAGUCCAAGAGUGGGAGGAGAUGUCAGUCAGAACAGCAGCAGAGUGCGUGCCAGAAGGAUGUUGGCCAGACACUCCACUCCAGACUCCUUCCUCUGUGAUGCUCCAGGUGAGCAUCUGGCCCAGCUUGUGUUCAGAUCUGAAAAUGCAGCCAGUCUGUGGAGCCUGAAGACCAUCCAAUCCAUGUGUGAGAUGGAGCAGUCCAGGAUCCGGUCCCAGGCACACUUUCAGGAUGUUUGCCAGCGUCCCCUGAGAAGCGAGCCUGGGCUGAGCAGCGGCUGUUGCCCCAGCUGGUCCCUAGGAAACUACUUAGCUGUGCUCACAAAUGCAUCCCGCUGUCUCAGCCUCACUUCACACCAGGUUUCAGAGUCUCUGAGCCUGCUGCGUAAAUGUGCUCCAUACUAUCAUGAAGGACAUCUUGUGGAGGCCUGUGUGGACAGACCCAAACAUGGUGGCUGUGCUUUUGUUCCCAGCCGUUGUAAACAGUCCCGUGUGGUGUUCCAGAUACUGCACUUUCUGGUGGAUAAGGACUUUCUUGGUCCUCAGACAAUGGCAUACCAAAUCCCUACCUUAAAGUACAGCCUCUUAUUCCUCCCAGUGCAGAAAGGAGAACAAAUGAUGGAGAUCUACAUGAAUACUUUGGAAGGACGAGAUCUGUCUUACAAUAACACCACGAUCACUGGCAUGGACUUUGGCAUCAAGCAGAGCCUUUUUAGACUUUACCUUUUGAGGGAUUGUGUUUACCCUGUCCUAGCUGUCUUGUCCCUCCUUUUCUCCAUGGCCAUCUAUCUACAGUCACCAUUCGUUGUAAUGUUAUCGGUAUUAGCCAUUGCUGGCUCCCUCCUCACAUCGUACUUCUUGUACAAAGUCGUUUACCGUCUGACUUUCUUUCCUCUAGUGAACUUUACUGCAGCCAUUAUUCUCAUAGGGAGCUGUUCAAAUCGUUUUAUAUUUGCAGAUUUUUGGAACCUAUUGCUCUCCCAGAGACCUUGUAUCUCUCUAGAGAAGAGAGUCAACAGAAUUCUGCAUGAAGUUUGUUAUCUAAUUAUAGCCUCAGGACUGACCUCUAGUGCAGCGUUUUUCUCUGGUUUUCUAAGCAGCCUUCCAGCUAUUCAAUGUUUUGCCAUUUACUUGGGCACAGCCUCCUGUAUCAGUUCACUCCUAGCAUUAGUGUGGCUGCCGUGUUCUUUCAUUUUGCGUGAACACUACAUGAAUUCAUCCCCUGUCAUUGUUCAGGGAUGGAGACCUUGCUGCUCCCAAAACACCAACGGAUUCUGGGAGACAAGUUCACGUAAGAAAUGUCUGUUCAAUCUCAGUCAGAAAGCAAGAGAGAUUAAAAGAGGGCUCAGUGAUACGUCAAAUCUGUUAUUUUUGAAGAUCCUUCCAUGUGGAGUAGUGAAGUUUCGGUACAUUUGGGUAUGCUGGUUUGCUGUGCUUGCUGCUGGGGGCACAUACAUGGCCUGUGUGGAGCCAGGCAUGAAGCUGCCUACUUUGGAGAGCAAAGUUACUCAACUGUUCCGCUCCAGUCACCCAUUUGAGAGGUAUGAUGCAGAGUAUCGCCACAUGUUUAUGUUUGAGCGCCAGAGAAAUGGGGAAGACAUGCCUCUUAGCCUACAAUUAGUUUGGGGGGUGAAAGCCACUGAUAACGGAGACCAUUUCAACCCACACAGCAACAACUCUUUAGUCCUGGACCCAGAGUUUAACAUGAGCAGCCCUGACUCCCAGGUUUGGUUGAAGGAUCUGUGUGCACAUGUUCAGAAUCAAAGCUUUUAUUUGCCGCCAUCUCCUGAAGAUAAAGGCAUGGUAGAAAACAUAUGCCUGGUAGAGCAGUUAGUAGAGUGGGUCUCAAUGCGGCGUUGCUCAGAAGCCAAUGACCUGUGCUGUGCCAACCAGACCUUCCCCUUCCAUCCUGCUGUAUUUGAGCGGUGUCUGAGUCUGCUGCUGGCAGAGCGCUACAGCCAGGGACGCCUAGCUCAUGCUGGAGGAGUGUAUUUCCACACAGAUGGACAAAUCGCUGCCCUUGUUUUAGCAUUCAGAACCACAUACCUCUACAGCUUUAAUUACACCACCACCAGUGUUUACUACGGACAAAUCCUUGCAUGGUUUAAUAGGGAGAAAUCUGGUGCUCCCCCAGGCCUCGGUCGUGGAUGGUUCGUAAGCCAGCUUUCUCUGUUGGAUUUGCAGCAGUCCCUGGGCUCAGAGACAUUGCUGGUAUCAGGUUUUUCUGUGGCCCUGACAUUUGCCUUCCUUCUGGUUAGUACCUGGAAUAUUCCUUUGAGUCUGUAUGGCAUGGUGGCAGUUGGUGGCACUGUCUUUGUCACUAUAGGCCUCUUGGUUCUGCUUGAGUGGCAACUGAGUGGCAUCGAGGCCCUCUUUAUAUCCUGUGCUGCGGGGUUGGCUGUCGACUUCAUAGCUAACUACUGCAUAUCCUACAGCCUAGCUCCACACUCAGAUAAAAUUGGGAAGGUGGUGCAUGCCACUAAAAGGAUGGGCUGUCCUGUUGCAGUAGUUUCUGGGGCUUUCUUUUGUAUGGGGAUUAUUAUGUUACCAUCAACUGCUUUACUGUUUAGAAAGUUAGGUAUUUUUUUGUUUUUGGUGAAAUGUGUGGCCUGUGGAUUUGCUACGUUCUUUUUUCAGUCUCUAUGCUGUUUUUUUGGACCCCAGCAUAACUGUGGCAGGAUCAUGUUUCCUUGUUACAUGGAACAGACUGAAUCUUGUGUGACGGUAAACACCAGCUCCUCAUCUGCGGCUAAUGGAGCUUUUGACAAAAACAGAGUGAGGAGGAGUUAUGACCACCAGGAUGGAGGGGGCUAUCUGUACCCCAACCACCAUCGUCCGCAGAGACAGAAGCUCACUGUUGGUUCUGGUCAGGGACAUGAGCAGUAUGAGCUGCAACCUCUAGCCUAUAGACUCAGUGACAGCUUUGAAAAUAGUACUUGUACCAGCAAAUUGUCCAAUAGACCUUCUGUCCUCUCAGAUGAGAUCCAGUUUUGUAGCAAAGAAGACAUGUGCAUUCAUCAACACAAAAUGUGUCCUACGCCUCCAGCCUUGCAAACAUCCUCUCCUUACAAAGAGACCAGCAUGCAACCUAACCAGUUGCAUCAAGACAAACUGCUGUGCACUGACUGCAGGGGUCACUGCAGUGGCCUUAAACACUGGAGUAACACACCCUUCUCCUCCUCUUCCAGCCUUGAGGAAACUACAGCCACUCACACUCUAGAGACAAUUGACCAUCUGUCUGUGUGCAAAGACGAGGCCAGAGCACAUAACAAACCACUGUGGACCCUGUCACAGAGCUCAUAUGAGGGCCUGGAGGACUCCAAUGACACCUGUCUGAGCAUUAUAGAAGCACAGGCCUCCACAUCACUGCAAUCCACGGAAGAGGAGCAGCAGCCACCUGGACACUUAAAUGAAAAAAGGGAUACUCUUCGUUUGUCUCUGAAAGACACACCUUAUGAGAGCGAAAACAGAGGCAAGAGCAGUGAAGUGGUCAUUUUACCCAACAGUAAACCAGACUUACCAGACGUGUGGAUUAAGAGACGAGGAGAGCAGGAUGACAGCUGCUGA
Molecule: messenger RNA, 4290 nt
Organism: Boleophthalmus pectinirostris (great blue-spotted mudskipper)
Lineage: Eukaryota; Metazoa; Chordata; Actinopteri; Gobiiformes; Gobiidae
Gene: disp2
Product: dispatched homolog 2 (Drosophila)
Source: RefSeq, a predicted model, not a curated record